Messenger RNA from Botrytis cinerea B05.10, 3486 nucleotides. RefSeq lists its product as hypothetical. The transcript has 5 exons. Lineage: Eukaryota; Fungi; Ascomycota; Leotiomycetes; Helotiales; Sclerotiniaceae. Gene Ontology annotation, biological process: transmembrane transport; carbohydrate transport. The coding region runs from base 1104 to 2789 and encodes 561 amino acids. Gene Ontology annotation, cellular component: membrane. The record is from RefSeq and is a predicted model, not a curated record. Gene Ontology annotation, molecular function: carbohydrate:proton symporter activity.
GCCAGACUCGCAGGUAGCGAACUGUAUUUCUCCCAUCUUUCCUCUUGUGCUCUCUCGCCCGUCCUUCUCUUUGCGUGGGAAUGUCACGACCAGGGCUAUCUGCACGAGAUGGAUGAUGUGCGAUGUGCGAUGUCCUGGGCGUACUUACGAGUCACUCGAACGUACCUAGGGAUUGGGUGGGCAGGCAGGUACCUGGCAAACCUUACUCUUCCGCGUCCCGAGUCCCGCCCGACCUUCCUCACGGAGAAGUAGUUACCUAGGUAGGUAUCGAAAGGAUCAUUUCUUUUUGCUUCUCUGACUAAUAAGCCUUCACUCACGAUAUACUCAAAUGCACACUCCUCGAGUAUCGUGAAGCCUGCAUUGUGACAGGUGAAAAACACACACGGAAAAAAUAAGAGAGCAACCCAUUUCUUUCUAGGGCGGCGCACACUUGGAAACUCUCUUAUUACUGUUCGUGACUACGACCACAUACAUGUACAUGUACAUGUACAUAUACAUGUACAUACCGACUGAACUCUUGUACAUGCAUCACCAAAAAAGGCUGGGCUGGGCUGGGGUCACACUCAUUUCUUCUCCCCUCCCCUCCCUUCCCCGUGCACUUUCUCCAACACCAACCCAAUAAUCCCAGUCUUUCGUGUCAUUCGAUUCCUUCUUCCACCACUUCCCCAAAAAAAGAUCAAAUCCCUUUUCCCCACACCCUAAACUCUAGGUCGAACAUCUUUGUUCACCAGCAGUCAGUCAGUCAGUCAGUCUCUGAGAGUACGUCCCGUACACCUUUCACGCAACCCCCUCCUCCCUCCUCCCUCCUCCCUCCUCCCGCCCUCCCGCCCUCCACCUCGUGCGCGCGCUGCCUCUCAAUCACUAUUACUAUUACUAUUACUAUUCUCGAUCCUGCAACCACGUGCCGAAUUACAUUGGACAAGGGAAUGCUUCUCAGCUUGGCUUUUUGCAGGAGAUUCUUCAUCGUCCAAUGGGCAUGCCAAUUUCCAUCCACGAAAACCCGGUGAUCAUUAACGAUCUCUCGACCUGAAUCAAAUCCAUCCUCGCAUCCUCCACCGUUCAUUAAUUCACGACGCCGACCGGACGACCAAUUCUAUUACACCAUGGUAAUCGCCAUGACCUGGCACAAGCCCGAUAAUGUUGCCGGCUCAUCGGCGCCGGCGAUCAUGAUCGGUUUAUUCGUCGCGACAGGAGGUCUCUUAUUUGGUUACGAUACUGGUACAAUAUCUGGAGUAGUGGCAAUGCGUGCCUUCCGCCAACAAUUCUCAACCGGUUACGUCGAUCCUUCCGACAAUGAAUUAUCCAUAUCGCCCAGUCAAUCCGCUCAAAUCGUGGCCAUCUUGAGUGCCGGAACAUUCUUCGGAGCGUUGCUUGCUGCGCCUAUGGGUGAUCGAAUCGGUCGACGGAUAUCUCUCAUCAUUGCUGUCGGUAUAUUUUGUAUUGGGGUGGCACUGCAGACGGCUGCAAUGCAGAUUCCGAUGCUCAUAGCUGGAAGAUUCUUUGCGGGCCUAGGCGUUGGAAUUAUAUCUGUUCUGGUUCCUUUGUAUCAAUCAGAGAUGUCACCGAAAUGGAUUCGCGGAACUCUGGUAUGCACAUAUCAACUCGCCAUCACGGGUGGAAUCCUUCUCGCCGCCGUCGUCAACAUAUUUACCGAAGGUAUUGAUGGCCCAAAAGCUUUUCGAAUUCCUUUUUCAAUCCAAUUCGUUUGGGCCGGCAUUCUCUUCCUGGGCCUUGUUUUGUUACCCGAAACACCUCGAUACCUCAUCAAAAGUGGUCAACACCAGGCAGCGGCUUCAUCUUUAAGUCGCCUUCGUCGCCUUGACAUAACACAUCCUGCUCUGAUAGAAGAAUUAGCGGAAAUUGAAGCGAAUCAUGAAUAUGAGUUGAGUCUAGGCUCUUCAUCAUAUAAAGAUAUUUUCCUAGGCUCGCCGCAUCUAGGACGGCGACUUCUAACCGGUUGCGUUCUACAAAUGCUUCAGCAGUUGACUGGAUGUAACUUUAUCUUCUACUAUGGCACGACUUACUUCAAGAAUGUGGGAAUUUCGUCACCUUACGUGAUUCAACUCAUUUCAAACGCAGUAAAUACUCUCUCCACCAUUCCUGGAAUGUUUCUAGUCGAAUCAUUAGGUCGUCGCCGUCUUCUUAUGCUAGGUGCCGCAGGAAUGGCUGUUUGUCAUUUCUUGAUUGCAUCGGUUGGAACUGCAGCACAAGAAGAAGCGAGAGCAGUAAAUAUAGUAAUUAUUGUAUUCGUUUGCUUAUUCAUCUUCUUUUUUGCUUCAUCUUGGGGACCAGUUGUUUGGGUUGUCACAUCAGAAAUCUUCCCAUUGAAGGUUCGAGCCAAGUCCAUGUCGAUCUCCACCGCUUCGAAUUGGCUUCUCAAUUUCGCCAUCGCUUAUAGCGUUCCAUAUAUGAUUAGCACCGGACCUGGUUAUACAAAUCUUCAAACAAAGAUAUUCUUUCUCUGGGCUUGCUUUUGCGUAAUCGCAUUCAUAUUCGUAUGGGGAAUGGUAUAUGAAACCAGCAAAAUCAGUCUUGAGCAGAUUGAUGAGUUGUAUGAACGAGUCGAACAUGCUUGGAAUAGUAAUAACUUCGAACCUAGUUGGAGUUUUCAAGAAAUGCGAGAUGAAGGCGCAUCUGCAAGUGGAAUUCAAUUACAACUACAACUCGCUGAUCAAGAAGAACCGAGGAGACGAACAGGUACGAGUGCAAGUGCAACGGGCAGCGAUGGUACCAUGUCUGAGGAAGAUAAAAUCGUUGCGGGAUUGGGUGAUGUGGAUUUGAGUUAUUAAUGACUUUUCGAGAGCUAUUCAAGGCUUUGGGUAUUUUAAGUACAGUAUUAUAUUAUGUUUCAAGCGACGGAGUUUAUUGCAGUUGGAGUUUUAUGGAAUGGAAGGGAUGGAUGGUAGGAUGGUUUGCGUAUGGAAUGCGUAUGAAUUGCGUAUGGUGUAGGGUGGGAAAUGAAAUACGGUUGGCCUUUGGGGUUGGGUUGGGAAUUGUGAUUGGGGAUCUUUCUGGACGAACGGGUCUACAGUAUCUACCGCAGGCGAAAUUUGGGGAAUGUUCAAGAACGGGGAUGGGAUGGGGUUUAUACCAAAUGCAAUGCAAACGAGCAUAUAUUGCCCAAUAGCGAUGUAGGGCAAUAUAUAUGAUAUAUCGGAUAGGACUAGCUGGCUAACUGAACCGGAUCAGAUAUUAUCUGAAAUGGAUCGACAUGGGUUAGUCUAGCAUAGGAUGGGAGGUUCUUUGUGCGCAUAUUUGAAAACGAUUUGAUACUUGUGGGUGUAGUAUGAAAUGAUAAUUCUUUUUUUAUAUCAAACAUCAAAAUGAUGAUGGUGUUUAGUUGUAAGUGCUUGCUUAUAUGGAUAUCUAGGUAUGUAUUGAUUUAAAUGGGGCAAACGAGAUGGAGAAUUCAUGAUGUCAGGGGUUCUUUACUAGAAGAAAUAAUCAAGGAUGAUUGCCUGAAUAUUUACAGCCCAUUCACAUCCA